This is a messenger RNA of Anthostomella pinea, 990 nucleotides long. NCBI's taxonomy places the organism in Eukaryota, Fungi, Ascomycota, Sordariomycetes, Xylariales, Xylariaceae. The record is from the annotation of a GenBank genome assembly.
AUGCAUUGGCCGACCGCAGUAGCCACCGCGCUGCUCGCCUCAGCAGCAGCCGCGCAGCAAAUGAUCCGCUUCGGCUGCUCGCAACUAAUAAUCGAGCGUCUCGACCCGCUAGUCAACCCGGGCGUCGUCUUCUCGCCGCACGUCCACCAGAUCGUCGGCGGCAACUCCUUCAACGCGUCCAUGGACGCCUCCUCGGGGCAGCACGACCCCGUGCGCGACUCGACCUGCACCAGCUGCACUUUUGCGGAAGACUUCUCCAACUACUGGACCGCGGUGCUGUACUUCCGCGCCCGCAACGGCACCUUCCAUCGCGUGCCGCAGUUCCCGAACGUCGGGCUUCGGGGCGUUGGGGGGGUUACUGUGUACUAUAUCCCGCCGUACGAUGGGGUGACGAAUGUGACGGCGUUCCAGCCGGGGUUCCGCAUGUUGGUCGGCGAUGCGGCGCUGAGGGAGGCCGAGGGACAGCAGCGGCAGUUGUGUCAUCGGUGCUACACGGCUGCGGACUACGAGGGCGGGUCUAAUGCGGGCGCGCCGUGCACGAGGUCGGACUCGCAGAGUUUGCCGGCGCAGCCCUGCGAGGGCGGUAUUAGGACUACUAUCACGUUUCCCACCUGUUGGGACGGGACGAACUCGGACAGUCCUGACCAUAAGAGCCAUGUCGACUACCCGAGCGGCAAUGGGACUUUCGAGUCGGGCGGCGCGUGUCCGGGAGCCAUCCUUGAUUCGGCGAUGUGGCCGGAAGACGGCUCGCAGCCGUUUGUUUGGAGUACGGGCGAUAGAAAUGGUUACUCUCAGCACGGCGACUACAUCUUUGGCUGGAAGGGCGACGCGCUUCAGCGCGCUCUCGACGCUCGCUGUAACAAUGCCGUCUGCAGGGAGCUCAAGACCCAGACCUCGGAGGAGGCCAUGAAGUGCACCAUGGCGCAGACGGCGGUAGAGGAUGUCGAUGGGUGGUUGGACAGUAUUCCUGGGAAUGUGAUGGUCGAUUGA